GCGCCCCGGCCCGCCGCCCCGCGGCCCGCUCCCGUGGCCCGCGCUCGCCAUGGAGCCCGGCCGCGGCGGCACCGAGACCGUGGGCAGGUUCGAGUUCUCCCGCAAGGACCUGAUCGGCCAUGGCGCCUUCGCGGUGGUCUUCAAGGGCCGCCACCGCGAGAAGCACGACCUGGAGGUCGCAGUCAAGUGCAUUAACAAGAAGAAUCUGGCCAAGUCCCAGACACUGCUGGGGAAGGAAAUAAAAAUACUCAAGGAAUUGAAGCACGAGAACAUUGUGGCCUUGUACGACUUCCAGGAGAUGGCCAAUUCCGUCUACCUGGUCAUGGAGUACUGUAAUGGUGGGGACCUGGCUGACUACCUGCACACCAUGCGGACCCUGAGCGAAGACACCAUCAGGCUCUUCCUGCAGCAGAUUGCAGGUGCCAUGCGGCUGCUGCACAGCAAGGGCAUCAUCCACCGUGACCUCAAGCCCCAGAACAUCCUGCUGUCCAACCCUGGGGGGCGCCGUGCGAACCCCAAUCACAUCCGUGUCAAGAUCGCUGACUUUGGGUUCGCCCGGUACCUCCAGAGCAACAUGAUGGCAGCCACGCUCUGCGGUUCUCCCAUGUACAUGGCCCCUGAAGUCAUCAUGUCCCAGCACUAUGAUGGGAAGGCAGACCUGUGGAGCAUCGGCACCAUCGUGUACCAGUGCCUGACGGGCAAGGCUCCGUUCCAGGCCAGCAGCCCUCAGGACCUGCGCCUGUUCUACGAGAAGAACAAGACUCUUGUGCCCGUCAUCCCCCGGGAGACGUCGGCACCCCUGCGGCAGCUGCUCCUGGCUCUGCUGCAGCGCAACCACAAAGACCGCAUGGACUUCGAGGAAUUUUUUCGUCACCCUUUCUUGGACGCCAGUGCCUCCAUUAAGAAGUCCCCGCCAGUGCCUGUGCCCUCGUACCCGAGCUCAGGGUCUGGCAGCAGCUCCAGCAGUAGCUCCACUUCUCAUCUUGCCUCCCCUCCGUCCCUAGGGGAGAUGCCCCACAUGCAGAAGACGCUCACCUCCCCAGCGGACACGGCCGGCUUCCUGCAUGGCUCCCGGGACUCUGCUGGCAGCAGCAAGGACUCCUGUGACACAGAUGACUUCGUCAUGGUCCCAGCCCAGUUUCCAGGGGACCUGGUGGCUGAGGUGGCCUGUGCCAAGCCCCCGCCUGACAGUCUGCUGUGUAGCGGGAGCUCCCUGGUGGCCUCUGCCGGCCUGGAGAGCCACGGCCGGACCCCAUCUCCCUCUCCCUCUCCCACCUGCAGCAGCUCCCCCAGCCCCUCUGGCCGGGCUGGCCCGUUCUCUAGCAGUCGGUGUGGAGCCUCGGUGCCCAUCCCGGUCCCCACCCAGGUGCACAACUACCAGCGCAUUGAGCAGAAUCUGCACUCUCCAGCUCUGCCCCAGACGCCCCGAUCCUCUGCCAUCCGCAGGUCAGGCAGCACCAGCCCCCUGGGUUUUGCCCGAGCUAGCCCAUCUCCUCCAUCCCACCCUGAUGGAGCUGUCCUGGCCAGGAAGCUGUCCCUGGGUGGAGGACGGCCCUACAUGCCAUCUCCUCAAGUUGGAACCAUUCCUGAGCGGCCGGGCUGGAGUAAGGCACCCUCCCCACAGGGAGCCGAGAUGCGGGCUGGAAGGUCCCCGCGUCCAGGCUCCUCCGUGCCCGAACACUCCCCUCGGGCCCCGGGUCUUGGCUGCCGUCUGCACAGCGCCCCCAACCUGUCCGACUUGCACAUUGUUCGGCCCAAGCUCCCCAAGCCCCCUACGGACCCCCUGGGAGCAGCUUUCAGCCUACCACAGGCCAGCCCUCCCCAGCCAGUUCCUGUGCUACAGCCCUGCCGGUCUCUGCGUGGCUCUCCCAAGCUGCCUGACUUCCUGCAGCGCAACCCCCUGCCUCCCAUCCUGGGCUCUCCCACCAAGGCCCUGCCCUCCUUCGACUUCCCUAAGGCUCCCAGCUCCCAGAACCUGCUGGCUCUCCUGGCCCGGCAGGGCGUGGUGAUGACCCCGCCACGGAAUCGGACGCUGCCCGAUCUCUCAGAGGUGGGGCCCUUUCAGGGGCAGCAGCUGGGCUCUGGCCUGCGGCCUGCCGAGGACAACAGGGGCCCCUUUGGCCGGUCCUUCAGCACCAGCCGCCUCACUGACCUGCUGCUCAAGGCUGCGUUUGGGACCCAGGCCUCCGACUCUGGCAGCACAGACAGCCUGCAGGAGAAGCCCAUGGAGAUUGCACCCUCUGCUGGCUUCGGAGGGAACCUGCACCCAGGAGCCCGUGCUGGUGGAGCCAGCAGCCCCUCCCCAGUGGUCUUCACUGUGGGUUCUCCCCCCAGUGGGACCACACCGCCCCAGGGACCCCGCACCAGGAUGUUCUCAGGCCAGUUGCCCCCGGUUUUGGCACAGACUUGGACUGGGGCCUGUGACUUCCACAGUGAAGUGGGCUCUGCUGGCUCCUCUGCCCGUCACCUGCUGCCCGGGGCCUGCAGUGAGCCUGUCCCUGAGCUCCCUGCCCCAGGUCAUUGCUGCAGCUUUGCUGACCCCCUCUCUGUCAACCUGGAUGGGGCUGUGACCUUUGAGGCCCCUGAUCUCCCAGAGGAGACGCUCAUGGAGCAGGAGCACACGGAGAUCCUGCACAGCCUGCGCUUCACACUUGCCUUCGUCCAGCUUGUCCUGGAGAUCGCUGCCCUCAAGGGCAGUGCCAGCGAGGGGGCCGGGAGCCCUGAGUGCCAGCUUCAGGAGAGCAUGGUGGCCGACCAGAUCAGCCUGCUGAGCCGCGAGUGGGGCUUCGCAGAGCAGCUGGUGCUGUACUUGAAGGUGGCUGAGCUCCUGUCCUCAGGCCUGCAGACCGCCAUUGACCAGAUCCGGGCUGGCAAGCUCUGCCUCUCAUCUACCGUGAAGCAGGUGGUCCGCAGGCUCAACGAGCUGUACAAGGCCAGCGUGGUGUCCUGUCAGGGCCUGAGCCUGCGACUGCAGCGCUUCUUCCUAGACAAGCAGCGGCUGCUGGACGGCAUCCAUGGUGUCACCGCUGAGAGGCUCAUCCUCAGUCACGCUGUGCAGAUGGUGCAGUCGGCUGCCCUGGAUGAGAUGUUCCAGCACCGGGAGGGCUGUGUGCCGCGCUACCACAAGGCGUUGCUGCUGCUGGAGGGGCUGCAGCGCAUGCUCACAGACCAGGCAGACAUUGAGAGUGUGGCCAAGUGCAAGCUGUGCAUUGAGAGAAGGCUCUCGGCCUUGUUAACUGGCAUCUGCGCCUGACCCACUGCCUGGUGUGCUGUGCCCGAGGGGCUGGACCCUCUCUGCGAACCCUGCGGGGUGGAGUCCACGUGCUGGCCAGACUGUCAGGACAGGCCUGCCAGCCGUGGCUGAUUGAUGGUGCUGAGUCUGCGCCGCAGGCCCCUGGGAGGGCCACUAGGUGGAGCCAUGGAGUUCAAGCCCCACCAUGUGGUGUGUCUCCUGCUUCAGAGGCUGCUGGUCUUUGCUGGAGGUGAACUGCAGGGUGCCAGGGACAGCUCCCUCCCUCUGCAGGAUUUCCAAACUGGUUCCCUGUGGCUGCCUCCCGUGGCAGGCACAGGCGCCGAGUGGUAGCAGGUGGUGUUUGUGGUACCUGCCACCCUCCAAAGCCCUGGGCAGCCCUGAGGACAGGCGGGGCCCUGAGACAGCAUUGCUGUGUCCAUGCCAAAGCAAGCUCUUCUUCCUCAGGGCUCACUGCCCAGUCGCUUGCCCAGGAACAAGGGUGUGUCCUUGGGUCUCUGCCCUUCUCUAUAGGAACUGUUCCUCUGAGACCACCCACCCAGCUCUGUGGGCCACCUGUGCACUUUAUGCUGACUGCCGGAGAGCUGCGUGGACAGUGCAGACUGCAAGAACCCUCUCCUGCUCUGUGGGAAGCAUGUGGACGCGCGUGGACACCAGGGAGCUGUGGAUACGCAUAUAGGUGUAUACACACGAGGAGACCUGCCAGCGUGUGUGUGUGCACAGCCUCCCCAGCCCUUGGUGUGGUCCUGGGAGGAACCGCUGCCCUGCAGGAGACGCUGUCCGUGGGCUGAAAGGCUCUUAGGGACAGUGAGAAGCACCGAGUUUCCCAAACGCAGAACAGAUGUCCUCUUUCACACUUUUACUCCUAAAAUGUGUCUUAUUUUUCUGCAGUUCUUUCUUUUUCGUUGUUCAAAGGAGAGAAUUUUAGGUGUUUGAGGAAUUGCUCUGGAAGGGUGGGUAGGCCUGAACAUUGCUGUGGGUGCCAUGUUGUGGGGGGCAGGAGGUGCCUGACGGGUGCCAGGGUAUGGCACGGCUCUCUUGCCGGGCACCCACUGCAAUAUGGGUGUUUCUGGCUGGCUGCUUCCCACCAUCCUGCUGUUUGGCCACAGGAUGGGCAGUGCCCAGCCUCCGUCCCCACCUGAACAUGGUGGGCAGGGGAGGGUGGACCUUCUGUGCAACAGGAAAAGUAACAUAUGCAGAACUUCCCCGGGGCUUCACAGCCGGUCCUGAUGUCAAGGCUUCUUGCCUGGCGGCUUCUGGGCUGGGCGGAGCCCUGUCUCCCAGGGCCCAGGGUGGGGUGUGCUCAGGGUGCCCUGCCUGGGCCUCCCUGGUCUGCCCACCCUGGCUUGGCUCAGCUUUGCCAGCCUUACUUGAAUGUAUCCCUGAGCAUCCACAGAGGCAGAUGUGGGUCAGUGGUGCCCAUGGUAUAGGUUCAGAGGUCAUGUGCCACAUGCACAGAAACGUGUGGUUUUCCUUGCAAUACUUGAAAUGUCGCCACUGUGCUUGGAUGUAUGAGAAAACCCCCACCCCUGUCUCCCUCGUCGCCCCGGCUUCCCUUCUGCAUGUCCUGUGUUAGUAUUUAUUGCUUUAUGCCAACGGGAACCCAGAGCCGCGGCAGACUGGUGCCGCGCCCUGCCUGCUGGCCCCUCCUGGUGCCCACGGCUGUGGCUGCGUGUGCUGUGAGUGGAUGCUGCCCUCCACGAGGUGGUGCUCAGGCCUGUGUCUUGUUAGGGUGAAUGUGUGAGUCCUCCCCUCACCUGUGUCGUGUGCCUCGAGGGAAGUAAACUUUGGAAUUACC
Marmota monax (woodchuck) is the source of this 5048-nucleotide messenger RNA. It is a transcript of the gene Ulk1, whose product is annotated as unc-51 like autophagy activating kinase 1. Gene Ontology annotation, biological process: axon extension; positive regulation of autophagy; axonogenesis. The record is from RefSeq and is a predicted model, not a curated record. Gene Ontology annotation, cellular component: autophagosome; cytoplasm. The transcript is spliced from 29 exons. Gene Ontology annotation, molecular function: ATP binding; protein serine/threonine kinase activity. Lineage: Eukaryota; Metazoa; Chordata; Mammalia; Rodentia; Sciuridae. The coding region runs from base 50 to 3253 and encodes 1067 amino acids.